AUGUCAGCCAAGGCAUUUAGUAGUGUUAAAAGUACACUUCGAUACCAAAGUGAUGCCGUAAAUCAUCUUUAUUUGCAAUAUCAAACUGAUAAAUUUAGUCAAACUAAUUUAUUGACAUCUUUACAAAUACUUUUUAAAACUAAUCAAAUAAAUCGAGGUAAAAUUGUUAUAUCUGGGAUUGGUAAAUCAUUUAAAAUUGCUAAUAAAUUAGUUGCUACAUUAAAUUCUUUAUCUAUUCAUGCAACAGAAUUACAUCCAAGUGAAGCUUUACAUGGUGAUUUAGGUAUAAUAGAUGAAUCUAAAGAUUGUCUUAUAUUAUUAACAGCUAGUGGGAAUACUUCAGAAUUAAUUCAAUUAUUACCUCAUUUAUCUCCUGAUUUACCUAUUAUAUUAUUAACAUGUAAUAGAAAUUCAAAAUUAUCAAAUCAUCCUCAAAUUAAUAGUUUACUUUAUACUGAAUUACCAAAUUAUCUUAAUGAAGAAUCAAUUCAUGGAUUACCGGCUCCAACUGUUUCUACUACUUUAUCAUUAAUUUUGGCUGAUGCAACUAUUUUAGCUCUACUGGAAAUGAUUGAACAAGAUUUAUUAAAACGUAAACGACAAUUUUCAAUGAAACACCCUGGUGGAUCAAUUGGUAGUGCAUUAAGUCAUCUUAAUGAUAAUUUAUCAAGUAAUCCAAGUUCAGUAGGAUUGAAAAAAACCUUUUCUCAAUUUAGUACUUCAAGUUUAUUAAGUCUUCAAGGAGGUAAUGGACAAGGUAAUAAUAAUAUUAAUGGAAUUAAUAGUAUAAAUUCAAAUUCAAGUAGUGCCAUUAGAAAAUCUAUAUCUUCUGAUAUGAAAUCUAAUUUCUCAUCAUUAACUUCAUCUGAUGAUGAAUAUGAUAUUUUAGAAUUACAACAACAAGAUCAAGGUACAUGUAAACCAUGUAUAAAAUCAAGUAAUAAAAGAAAUAUUGAUCAAAAUCUUUGUGAUUCAAUUAAAGCAUCAUCACCAUCAAAGAUUAAAUUAUUAAGAAGUCAAGAGAUAUGGUCACUUGAAUCCAAAGAUGAAUUAAUAUUAUUACAAUGGAUAACUAUAUAUGAUUAUCUUAUAAUUAAUAAUAAGAAUUCAGCUAUUGAAACUUCAAAGGCAAAACAAUUAUAUAAUGAUUAUUAUAAUGAAUUAAUAAUUGAUGAAACUAAUAAGAUUGAUAUUUGGGCUAAAUUCCAUUUGAAUUUAAUGAGUUCAUUUAAGGAUAUUGACUUAUAA
Molecule: messenger RNA, 1248 nt
Organism: Scheffersomyces amazonensis
Lineage: Eukaryota; Fungi; Ascomycota; Pichiomycetes; Serinales; Debaryomycetaceae
Exons: 1
Coding region: 1-1248 (415 amino acids)
Biological process (GO): carbohydrate derivative metabolic process
Molecular function (GO): carbohydrate derivative binding
Source: RefSeq, a predicted model, not a curated record